Molecule: messenger RNA, 585 nt
Organism: Dacryopinax primogenitus
Lineage: Eukaryota; Fungi; Basidiomycota; Dacrymycetes; Dacrymycetales; Dacrymycetaceae
Exons: 1
Coding region: 1-585 (194 amino acids)
Source: RefSeq, a predicted model, not a curated record
AUGGUGGAGGAUGUCAAGCUGAGCAACCCUAAGUGUCCAUGCUGGGGUAGCAGAGUGGUUACACUUGAUGCCAACGAUUUGCCAGAUGUGGAGGACAUGAUCAACAGUGUUGCAGCAGCCACGCCAAUGGCAAUGGACUGGGAAGGCACCAUUGACCUGACUUUGCCACCGCCAGAGCCUGUGCCCAUCACUGUCAAGCUGCUGUCCUCCCCUGCCCAACUUCUGCUCCUGGAGGUACUGGACAAGAUGUGGCCUGGGUUGCGGACUUUUAAUGAAGUCACGUGCGACAUCACCCACAUCCGUAGCUAUACGGACAAGGCUACACUGGGCCAUGUUCUUUGGGGGCAAGCCUUCAAGGAGGUGUAUGGAUUCAAGGGAAGGUACAAAACUUGGUAUGAACAUGCCAAGUUGUUGGAGUCCGCCAGCCUGAAGAAGCUCAUCAAACAGUUCAGCAAACGGCCAGGCAGUACAUGGGCGAGGUUCUGGCUGCGUGCCCAGAGGAAGAAUGAUGGACGUCUGAAGGAUGGCGAGGUGGAGAUGGACAAUCAGGCUUGGUGGGUGGAGUCGGAUGAAGAAGGAGAGUAA